Molecule: messenger RNA, 438 nt
Organism: Lactuca virosa
Lineage: Eukaryota; Viridiplantae; Streptophyta; Magnoliopsida; Asterales; Asteraceae
Source: the annotation of a GenBank genome assembly
AUGCAUAGACAAGGAUUCUAUACUCAGAGGCAUAUUUUAGAAACUUCUACGUCUGGAGAUUUCCGACUCAACGACAUCGACACUCGAAAUUUUCUGCCCAAGGAACCACUGCCUUACGACAUAGUAGGGGGACUCGGGAGUUAUGGCUUUACCGAGAGCAUGGAAGGCGAUGGAUCGUGGAGGGCAGCUUCCUCAUCGGAGGAGGAGCGUGCGGUACUCGAUGACUCAGACCCUGUCGAUACCCUAGAGAUGAAGGACAAUGUGGGCAUGGAUCCUGAUUAUACUUCGGUUGAACACCCAUCAAAGCUAGACCUUUCACCAGACUACACGCCGGUGGGGGUUAGAGCUUCUCAGUUCCAAGUACGAGCCCGACGAGGACGAGGAGGACAUUUCCAUCUCACCAGAAUCCUCACCACCUUGCCCCACUCCUUCACAUAG